Gambusia affinis (western mosquitofish) is the source of this 1861-nucleotide messenger RNA. RefSeq names its product neuronal membrane glycoprotein M6-b-like. The transcript has 7 exons. Gene Ontology annotation, biological process: axon development; central nervous system myelination. The coding region runs from base 1 to 870 and encodes 289 amino acids. The record is from RefSeq and is a predicted model, not a curated record. NCBI's taxonomy places the organism in Eukaryota, Metazoa, Chordata, Actinopteri, Cyprinodontiformes, Poeciliidae. Gene Ontology annotation, molecular function: structural constituent of myelin sheath. Gene Ontology annotation, cellular component: plasma membrane; myelin sheath.
AUGGGACAGACAGGAGUGAAGCAGAGAGAAGAGAUUCCCAGCAGCUGGGGGGCUGGAGGAGUGGAGGGUUGCUUUGAGUGCUGCAUCAAAUGUUUAGGUGGCGUGCCGUAUGCAUCGCUGGUUGCUACAAUCCUCUGCUUCUCUGGUGUGGCCCUGUUCUGCGGAUGUGGCCAUGUGGCUCUCACUGGCACUGUGACCAUCCUGGAAACCUUCUUCUCCACAGUCAGAACUGACCAUGCUAUGCUCACUGACAUAAUACAGCUGAUGCAGUACGUCAUCUACGGCAUUGCUUCGUUUUUCUUCCUGUAUGGAAUCAUUCUGCUCGCCGAGGGAUUCUACACAACCAGCGCCGUCAAGGAACUGCACAGCGAGUUCAAGACCACCAUCUGUGGACGCUGCAUCAGUGGAAUGUUUGUGUUCCUCACGUACAUCCUGGGUGUAGCCUGGCUCGGCGUAUUUGGCUUCUCAGCUGUACCCGUCUUCCUCUUCUACAACAUUUGGGCUACCUGUAACACCAUGAAGUCCCCAAUGGCCAACAUUACAAACUUAGACUCCUUUUGUGUGGAUGUUCGUCAGUACGGAAUUAUCCCAUGGAACGCCACACCAGGAAAGGCUUGCGGAUCUUCUCUUAUUACCAUCUGCGACAGCAAUGAGUUCUACCUAUCUUACCACCUGUACAUCGUGGCAUGCGCUGGAGCAGGAGCCACUGUGAUCGCUUUGAUCCACUACCUCAUGAUUCUCUCAGCAAACUGGGCCUACCUUAAGGAUGCCAGUCAAAUGCAUGCCUACCAAGACAUCAAAAUGAAGGAGGAGCGGGAGCUGCAGGACCUCACCUCGCGCUCCAAGGAAUGCCUCAAUUCCUACACAUAAGGAUGUAACACGCUUACAGGAAACAAAGCAAAACAAACAAACAAAAAAAAUGCAUCCACGCAGAUACGCUUACGAACACCACGGCCAAACACUUCAGGCCCUCUUUCUGGACCAACACGCCACUAGUAUAACCUGCCAACUCUGUGCAGUACUAACCUGGCUCCUAACAAACUAAUCCACAAGAGCUGCUUUCUGCACUAACUCACCAAGAAGUGUUUCAGGAGUGAUACAUCUUGUCAUUUUCUGUGUUGUAGGGAAAUGCAGUGUAGUUCUGAUGUUCAUGCUGUUGAUUUUGAUGUUUUCUAGCCCUUUCUAUAACCAGUCUCUGCUGGUGAAUGUUAAGACGUUGCACUAUUCUCACACAGCAAAUAACAGUUUGUUUUUACUGUCUGUCAUGCUCCUUCUUUUGACCCUUUGUUGUAAAGUUUCAGUUCGAUGACACGUUCUUUUGUCAGAUUUCAAAUAAAAAAGGAUGCUAAUGAUUUGUACACAAUGAGGAAAGCCUUAUGUCUAAUUUCAGUAACUGUUUUCAAACUCUAGUCUUACGUUGCUGAAAUUGUAGCAUUAAGAACGUUAAACAUAGGCAGUUAUGCAAGUUCUGUAUUAGUAAAUAGGGUUCACAAGAUCAAUACACGCAUAUUUCCCUGGCUAACCAUCUUAGUAGCCAAUCAUUUAAGUGUGAAUUAGUUUGGAUUGUAGUUCCAUUAGCAUGUUUGGAACAACAAUCGCCUACAUUAACACUACCUCAGGUGUGCACUAGAACUCAUAGACAACAUUAAAAAUGUAAUUUUGAUCAAAAAUGGGAUGUAUUUGGAACAACAUAACCAUUCACUCAACCUGAUUAAAUCCUCUUCAUGGUGUUAAUUAGAAUUGUUUCUUACACUUAUUACAGGAAUGGUGCAAAGUGCAAUCUGAAUACAUGUAACAUCUACAAAAUUUGGUUCAUUUGAAUUAAAUUUAAUUUAAAAAAAAACAAAAAAAACAAUCUGUU